Messenger RNA from Esox lucius (northern pike), 1948 nucleotides. Its product is annotated as UDP-glucuronosyltransferase 2A1. The transcript has 6 exons. Gene Ontology annotation, molecular function: UDP-glycosyltransferase activity. NCBI's taxonomy places the organism in Eukaryota, Metazoa, Chordata, Actinopteri, Esociformes, Esocidae. Bases 273 to 1874 code for a protein of 533 amino acids. The record is from RefSeq and is a predicted model, not a curated record.
GUCUACAUAAGGACCCACACAUCAUGUCAGCAUAAAGCAACAGUAGACAGAAAAAAAAACUCUGCUCACCUACCGAGGCAUUGAGCUAGGUCUGUAACAACAAUGUGGUGGAAGUGAGGUCUGAAUGAGUUCCUGAAAACACUGACAACAUUCUGUUUUUUCUGUGAGCUUCAUAUCGUGCCUCAAAGCUCAUAUUGCCAAAGUCACAGGCAUUUGGACAAGUCAACAUUGAAGUCGAUUCAAGGCUGUUGGUUUCCAGUCAAAGAUUCACCAUGGUUGGAUGGAUUUAUCAACAAACCCUGAUCUCAUUGGCUAUACUACUCUUCACUCUAUCCAAUAAGGUCCAUGGUGGCAAAAUCCUGGUUUACCCAUUGGAUGGAAGCCACUGGGUCAACAUGAAAUUCAUCAUCGAAGCGCUGUAUUCUAAAGGCCAUGACAUCACAGUGGUGCGAGCAUCAAACAGCUGGUACAUCAAGGAGAAUUCCCAUCUUUACAAUUCCAUUACCAUCCCUAACACUGGGGGAUUUGAUGAGAACUUCUUCGGUGAAUUUAUAUUAAGUAAAUAUCUAAAGAUCCAAAGGGAGGGUAGGAAUAGCUUUUGGACCCAAAUCACGCUUCAGUCUUUAGUCUCUAAAUCUUUUUAUGAGUUCCACAAGAACAUGGCUGAGGUAAUCUCGCGGCUCCUUGACGAUGAUCAGCUGAUGCGGUCUCUCCAGGAUGCUAAGUUUGACUUGGUUCUGACUGAUCCAAGUGUUGCCGUGGGAACGAUCUUGGCCCGCCGCCUCGGCCUCCCGCUGGUGCACAAUGUCCGGUGGACCAUCCAAGGUGAGGCGCACAUGAUCCUCGCCCCCACGCCUCUUUCUUACGUCCCCUUCACCGCCUCGGAGUUAACCGACAAGAUGUCGUUCCCCCAGAGGAUCUUCAACAUCAUUGCAUAUUUCAUGGGGAAUUACAACAUGGCCUGCAUGACCGAAUCCCACUACAAAGCUGUUGUCUGGCAUCACUUUGGCCCUGAUGUCGAUUACGACACCUUCUUCCGGGAGGCAGACAUCUGGCUCAUGAGAACCGACUUUGUCUUUGACUUCCCAAGACCCACCAUGCCCAACAUGGUCUAUGUCAGCGGGUUCCAGUGCAGGCCUGCCCAACCUCUUCCACCUGACCUGGAGCGCUUCGUCCAGAGUUCUGGAGAGCACGGGGUCAUCAUGAUGACCCUGGGGACUUUGCUUGCGAGGCUUCCCGAAGACAUCGCCGACGAGAUCGCUGCCACGUUUGCACUGCUGCCCCAGAAGGUCAUCUGGAGGUACACCGGUCCGACUCCCUCUACCCUGGGAAACAACACCCUGCUGGUGGACUGGAUCCCACAGAACGACCUCCUGGGCCACCCCAAGACCCGGGUCUUUGUGGCCCAUGGAGGAACCAACGGCGUUCAGGAGGCCAUCUACCACGGGGUCCCGUUGGUCGGCCUCCCCCUUGUCUUGGACCAGCCUGACAACCUCUCAAAGCUGAAGGCCAGGGGGGCGGCUACGGUAGUCAACAUUGUCACUAUGGACAGAGGGGUUUUCCGGGAGGCCCUGGAAGCUGUGCUGUAUGAGCCCUCUUAUACUGAGAAUAUACAGAGGUUGUCUGCACUGCACAGAGACCAACCCAUGAAGCCGCUGGACAAGGCGGUGUUCUGGAUUGAGUUUGUCAUGAGACAUAAAGGAGCCCGCCAUCUGCGGACAGAGUCCUAUAAGAUGUCCUGGGUUGUCUACCACUCGGUUGAUGUGAUUGGGACUCUGUUAGCUUGCGUUUUGCUUGUGGCACUGGUCAGCCUGUGCGUCAUGAGAUGGGUUUGCCACAAAGUCUUUUGUAAGAGGAAAGUGAAAACAGAAUGAAGUUGAUGUGUUUGAGAUGUUUUAUUUUCUAAUUGAUCAGUCAGUAAAUUAUGAUCAAUACAAAUCAUGUUAAA